CCCUGUACUCAUUCGAAAGAAGGCUGAGAAAGGUGACACACACCAUCGUAACGCAACAGUGCAACACGUUGGAGCUGUUACCAUUUUGUCGUAUCAACCGAAUCGUGAUAUUUGUAGUCAAAAACAUAAUGACUACCUUUAUGGAACUUGGUUUAAACGACUGGCUGGCGAGACAGUGUGCCACUAUGGGUCUUAAUAAACCAACUGAAAUUCAACUUAACUGUAUACCACCUAUUCUUGAGGGUGAAGAUGUUAUUGCUUGUGCCAAGACUGGCAGUGGGAAGACUGCUGCCUUUGCUCUGCCAGUUUUGCAAAAAUUGUCAGAAGAUCCAUACGGGAUAUUUGCUCUUGUUCUUACCCCAACAAGGGAGCUGGCUUUCCAGAUAGCUGAACAGUUCAGUGUUCUAGGAAAACCCUUGGGGGUUAGAGUUACCGUGAUUACAGGAGGUCUUGAUAUGUUACAACAAGGUGUUGACCUGACAGUGAAACCUCACAUUGUCAUAUCGACACCAGGCAGGCUGGCAGACCAUAUUGAAAGCUGUACAAACUUCAACCUGAAGAGGAUAAAGUUUCUUGUACUUGAUGAAGCAGAUCGUCUAUUAGAAGACAAUUUUGGCAGUCAGCUGGAAAUAAUAUUUAAGGUUUUACCCAAGAAGAGACAAACAGUACUGGUUAGUGCAACUAUGACAGAGACUUUGAAUCACCUACAAGAGAUUACCAUGAACAAACCAUUCUUCUGGCAACAAGAGGCAAGUGUGGCCACGGUGGAAGAGUUGACUCAGACAUAUGUGUUGAUGGCAGCGGACAUGAAGGAUGCCUACUUGGUACAUAUAGUGCAGUCCUUCACUGAGGAACAUCCGCAGAGCUCAAUCAUCAUUUUCACAAGCACGUGCAAGUAUACUCAGAUCUUGGGUAUGAUAUUUGGAGAAGUGGGCUUUGAAGUAGCAGUCUUGCACUCCAUGAUUCCUCAACGCCAGAGACUGGCUCUCAACAAAUUCAAGUCAAAUGAAGUGAAAAUUCUUCUUGCCACAGAUGUUGCCAGCAGAGGACUGGACAUCCCAACAGUAGAUCUUGUCAUUAAUCACAAUGUGCCAAACAGACCUAAGGAUUAUGUCCAUCGAGUGGGACGCACAGCGAGAGCAGGUCGAGGUGGUGUGUCACUUACAUUGGUCACACAGUUUGAUGUGAAGCUGGUACAUGCUAUAGAAGCCUACAUCAAUGCAAAGCUGACAGAGUACAAGACAAAUGAAAAGGCUGUCAUGGACAUUCUCAGUGAGGUGGCUGUAGCAAGACGAGAAGCUGAAAUAAAACUGGAUGAACAGGACUUUGGGGAAAAGAAGGCUAUAAUCAAGAGAAAACAUCUUCAAGAAUCAAAGGAUCAAAAAGUUUUGCAGAAAUCCAGGAAAUUAGAACGCAAGAAAAUGAAUUCACGACAAAAGUCUUUAAAAAAGACACCGAAGGAGAAACAAAAGGACUGAACUUGAAUAUGGAGAAAGUUGCACAUGACAAUGCUCCAUUAAAAAUUAAGGUGUGACAAUGGCUACUCCUCUAAGCUGUUCUGCUGGUCCCAAAAGCCAAUGCUGUCAACUUUGCAAUGUUACUAAAAUAGGGGAAAUUAUUCAAAUAAAAAACAAAAGAUUUUGCAUACAUAUGAAGCCGUGAGUGAAGUAGUGUGAUUUAAAGGUAUUUAAUACAUAUUUUUGGAAAUAAGGUGCUUGUAUGGAGAAGUUUUCGUUGAGUAACAACAUGAUGCACUCCAGGACACUUAUGGCCAAACUACAAAUAUAUUGGCACAAGCAUUUGCAAGAGGACCAGUUGUAAUUCUUAAAUGCUUGUAUAUUUGGUACGCAAAACCUGGUGACAAAAUAAAUAUGAUAAAACAAUAGUAACUUAGACCAGGCUUUUGUUAGCAGGAUAUGAAUGAGACAGGUUGUGGACCUGGGAAAGAGAAAGCGCAAAGUAGAUGACAUGAGAAGAACACAAGGAAAGAGGUGGUGAAACUUGGACAACUCUACAUGCAAAAAGACUGAUACUUUCAAGGAAGUCAAGUCACCAGGGACAAGGGUGAGAGAACCUCCCCCAGUGUAGUGGCACUGUGGAAAUUGUAUAUCAUGUGACCUUACCUGGAAGUAAUUUGUGGUCUAUGACAUCCUUUGUACUGCACUUUAAUAAACAAAGUAUUGUGGUUA
Messenger RNA from Haliotis rubra (blacklip abalone), 2189 nucleotides. Its product is annotated as probable ATP-dependent RNA helicase DDX49. The record is from RefSeq and is a predicted model, not a curated record. Gene Ontology annotation, molecular function: nucleic acid binding; ATP binding; RNA helicase activity. NCBI's taxonomy places the organism in Eukaryota, Metazoa, Mollusca, Gastropoda, Lepetellida, Haliotidae.